AUGGCCGACAGGACGAAGAACGCUUUUCAUAUGGGACCUCCACCGGCGUAUAAAGUUGAGGAUGAAGAUACUCUUUCGCCAAGAUGGUAUGAUGCGAAACGAUGGGGGAAGAAAGUAUGGAUUGCGGUCGGGGCGAUUAUCGCCAUCAUUAUAAUCAUUGUUGUGGUGGGAGUUGUGGAGGGGGAAAAGAAGAACGCAUACCCCGAUUAUUCAAAGCUGAGCUACAGUCUCACAGAUACAAUUUCUGGAACCAGUUUCUUCGACGAGUUCGACUACUACACCGGCUACGACCCCUCAUCAGGCUUCGUUCACUACGUCGACUCCACAGUAGCAGCGCAAUACAACCUUACCUAUGCAUCCUCAUCUUCGGCGGUCCUGCGCGUCGAUACUUCCGUAACCGAAGACACCGUACCGAACGCUUCGACGGGCCGCUUUUCCGUACGCAUUUCUUCCAAGAAGCAAUAUAGUGUGGGUAACCUCUUCAUCUUUGACGUGGUCCAUACCCCUAUCGGCUGCGGCACGUGGCCUGCACUCUGGUUGUCGGACCCUUCUAAUUGGCCUCUGAAUGGAGAGAUUGAUGUUAUGGAGACUGUCAACGUCGUCAGUAGCGCCGCGAACCAGAUGACACUGCAUACAUCUAGUGGCUGUAGUAUGGGCGUCAAGCGCAAGGAGACGGGUAAGCAGCUCACCACCUCGUGCGUCAACACUACCGAUAGCAAUGCCGGUUGCGGUGUCACUGGCGAUUCCACAAGCUUUGGGACUGGUUUCAAUAGCGUCGGUGGUGGUGCCAUGGCAAUGGAAUUACGCACUGAGGGUAUUCGGAUAUGGCAAUUCGUCCGUGCAUCCAUUCCCUCAGACAUCACGAGCGGCACCCCGGAUCCCAGUUCGUGGGGAGAGGCAACAGCUGAUUUCCCGAACACGGACUGUAACAUCGGGACUCAUUUCAGCAACCAGAGUAUCAUCGCGAAUAUCGAUCUCUGUGGGAGUUGGGCAGGUGCGACGAGUGUCUAUGCUGAAACCUGUUCUGGGUCUUGCGAAACCCAGGUGGCCAAUAAUGCGACCGCGUUCACAGAUGCCUAUUGGGAAUUUGGAAAGUUCUCUAUUUAUACCGCCUCGUGA
Messenger RNA from Lachnellula hyalina, 1119 nucleotides. Its product is annotated as putative glycosidase. NCBI's taxonomy places the organism in Eukaryota, Fungi, Ascomycota, Leotiomycetes, Helotiales, Lachnaceae. The coding region runs from base 1 to 1119 and encodes 372 amino acids. The record is from RefSeq and is a predicted model, not a curated record. Gene Ontology annotation, biological process: glucan catabolic process. The transcript is spliced from 3 exons. Gene Ontology annotation, molecular function: hydrolase activity, hydrolyzing O-glycosyl compounds.